Molecule: messenger RNA, 927 nt
Organism: Penicillium malachiteum
Lineage: Eukaryota; Fungi; Ascomycota; Eurotiomycetes; Eurotiales; Aspergillaceae
Product: HpcH/HpaI aldolase/citrate lyase family protein
Exons: 3
Coding region: 1-927 (308 amino acids)
Biological process (GO): oxaloacetate metabolic process
Molecular function (GO): magnesium ion binding; catalytic activity
Source: RefSeq, a predicted model, not a curated record
AUGGCUGCCCGCAACACUCUUCGCCGUUCUCUCCUCUAUGUCCCCGGCUCCUCGCAGCGCUUUCUCGACAAGUCCCGCUCCUUAGCGGCAGACUGUCUGACCUAUGACCUCGAAGACAGCGUGACUCCGCAUAUGAAAGCUGAAGCUCGCACCCUCGUGCGGAGAGCAAUCGACCUACCAACCCCGAGCACCAUCCGCGAACGUGCCGUGCGUAUUAACUCCGUAGACAGUGGACUCGCCCUGGGUGAUCUGACUGAAGUAGUCAACUCUGCCUCAGACCUCACCUUUGUCACGGAUGUGAUAACCCACACAUUGGCUCAACAACCCCAAACCUCAACCCCUCGCCCUCCAAUCUCUCUUCUCGCCCUCAUCGAAUCCGCCAAAUCCCUCACAAACCUCUCCGGCAUAACAGCCUCCACACCUUUACUUCAAGGCCUAAUCUUCGCAGCGGAGGACUUCGCCCUAGAUCUGAGUCUUACACGAACCCCUUCCUUAACCGAAUUCCUCUUCGCCCGCUCCGCAAUCGCAACAGCUGCCCGGGCCGCAGAUCUCCCAUCUACAAUUGAUCUUGUUUGCACAUCCUACAAAUCCGAUAAAGCGGAUGGGAGUCCACCUGCGGCACUGGAAGAGGAGUGUCGGGAUGGAAGACGGUUGGGAUUUAACGGGAAACAGUGUAUUCAUCCUACUCAGGUGAAGACUGCGAAUGCGAUUUUUGGACCGGAUGCUGAGGAGACGAAGUGGGCUGUUAGGUGCGUGAUUGCGGAUGAGAAGGCAGCUGCGCAGGGCAGAGGUGCUUGGACGCUCGAUGGCAAGAUGAUUGAUGUGCCGGUUGCGGAGAAGGCGAGGGCUAUUGUUAGGAAGGCGGAGGCUUGUGGGUUUGAUGUUGAGGGAUUGAGGAAGGAGUGGCAGCAUCAGGAGCCAGAGUAA